Erythranthe guttata (spotted monkey flower) is the source of this 1012-nucleotide messenger RNA. RefSeq names its product pectin acetylesterase 11. Gene Ontology annotation, molecular function: pectin acetylesterase activity. NCBI's taxonomy places the organism in Eukaryota, Viridiplantae, Streptophyta, Magnoliopsida, Lamiales, Phrymaceae. Gene Ontology annotation, cellular component: plant-type cell wall. Gene Ontology annotation, biological process: cell wall organization. The record is from RefSeq and is a predicted model, not a curated record.
UCCAUCUCCUCUUCACACCACAUUUAAGGAUAGUAUUAUUCACAUUCACUAAAUUCACAAGAAAUACUUAUAAUUCUCUUUCUUUUCAUGUGAAGAAUGAAUAAAAACAUUCAGACCAUGGUUGAUCACUGGUUGAAGCUACUUAUUUGUUUAGUUGUUGCGAUGAGUGCUCGUGUAACGAGUACUGAAAUCGACAAUGUUACCAUUACAAUUCUUGACAAUGCAGUGGCGAGAGGAGCAGUUUGUUUGGAUGGGGGUCCACCAGCUUACUAUUUUUCUAAGGGAUUUGGAGAUGGAGUCAAUAAUUGGUUAAUCGAUCUUCAGGGCGGUGGUUGGUGUAAUACACCGGAAGGUUGCGCCUAUAGAUCAAACCAUGAUACCGGCAGCUCCAAGUAUAAAACCACUACCGCCCGUUUUGGGGGGAUGAAAAGCGCAAACCAAACAAAGAAUCCAGAAUUUUACAACUGGAACAUAAUCAAUGUUGGAUAUUGUGAUUGCUCGUCGUAUACGGGAGAUGUUGAAGCAGCUGAUCCAACAACCAACGUUACUCGUAGGGGUGCAAGGAUUUUCGAUUUCGUCAUGGAAGAUCUUUUAUCUAAAGGAAUGGCUAACGCCGAAAAUGCCAUACUUACCGGUGGCUCAGCCGGCGGACUGGGUGCCAUCUUGCAUUGCGACGGUUUCCGAUCACUUCUCCCUAAUACUAAGAGAGUCAAAUGCAUUAGUGAUUCCGGUGUCUUCCUCCAUGCAAAAGAUCUGCCUGGAGCAGAUCAAAGAGCCGAAUACUUUGCGAAAAUGGUUGCAUAUCAUGGAGUAACUAAAUCAUUGCCUUCACCAUGCACGUCGAGAAUGAACGCGAGUUUGUGCGUUUUCCCGGAGUAUAUAGUCAGAGAUAUCGAGACGCCCAUCUUUUUUAUCGAAUCAGCUUUUGAUCCAUAUCAGGUAAUACAAAUUUAUUAUUUAUUUAACAAUUAAUAAUGACCAUAUAAUAGAACCCAAUUAGCAAGUAAUUGUU